UAUGAGAAGAGUUUAAUCAGCUGCCCCAAAUUUAGGUAAAGAUAACUUAUUAUAUUCUUUAGAAUUUUCAAUGGAAGAUAUGUUUAAAAUAGCUACAAAAUAAACAUCUGCUUUUGGUAUAGAAGGAUAUGAAGUUCCAAAAAAAUAUGCCGAUCCACUUAAAUAAAUGGAGGAAAGAAAAUUUUCAGCAUAAAAAAAAGGUAUUUACUGCAAAUUUCAUUACAAGGUUAAAAAAAUUUAGGUUAUGUGACUAAAAGAGGACAUUAUUUAGAAGAUCAAAAGAAAAUUUAUGAAAAACUGCCUGCACCCAAUAAGUAUGAUAUCGUUAAGCCUUGGGUGAUUUAGGCUUAAAGCACACGAUCAAGGUCAGCUCCACCUAAAAGGUAGUUUUAUCUGGUAAUAAUUAGAACAACUUUCAUUGACUAAAUAUUUAAGGAAGCAAAAUUAAGAGGUGUUCCAGGUUCUGGAAAAUAUAAUAUAGAAAAACCAUUAGAUGAAGUAUUGAAAUAAGUAGAAGAAUAAAAAAAGAAAAAAAUUGAGUAUUCUCAAUCUAUAAUCAUUAUUAGAGCCUCUGAUAGACCAACUUACUUAAAUGAAAUAUAACAUUUAGCAGUAAUUAAUCCAGGUCCUGGUAAUUAUAAUCCAAGAGUAUUAUCUCUAUUUUAUAUAAGCCAAUAUCCAAAAAAUUGAAGAAAAAUGAAACCAAACCUUCUGAUUUUAUAACUAAACAUUAAGAGUAGGCCAAAAAAAGAGGAAAAUCAGCAUUACCUGAUGUAGGCUCUUAUAAUCCUGAACCUCUUUCAUUUACAACAUUUAAUAAAUUAUAAGUAAAUACCAAAAAAAAAGAAAGAGUAGAUAAACAUGUAUUUCCUUAAUUAUUCAUUUAGACUUUUGGAACUGAUGAGAGAUUUAAAGAUCCAAAAAAGAGUAAAUCAAAAUAAUCUUUAUUACCUGGACCUGGACAAUACCCUUUAAUUGUUUAAUGGUAAGGUAAAGAACAAGACAAAUCAAAAGCAAAGAUAAAAAAUUAUAUGUAAUCCACUACUAAGGGAAUACAAAGAUCAAUAUAUUAUUGA
Molecule: messenger RNA, 1076 nt
Organism: Paramecium pentaurelia
Lineage: Eukaryota; Ciliophora; Oligohymenophorea; Peniculida; Parameciidae
Source: the annotation of a GenBank genome assembly